AUGGACUCCUUUGCCAUUACAGAGGGCCUUGCCGCCCAGGAACAGCAAGAUGCAUCGCCAGAGGUACCUACUAAACUCUCCGAGGAGACAAACAAGUUCCAGCGUGCCAUUGCUGCUUGGCGUGGAAUUGACCUAGCUAGCACCAUCGCUAAGCUCGACACCGCCGCCUCUGAUAUCGUUGAAUACCAACGGGAAUCCCUCGUCCAAAGAAAGGACUUGGCGCAAAAGACAAAAGACUUCAAGAAACUUGAUGAUCAAGGCAAGCUCACAGAGCACAAGGGUCUACUCAAGGCAUACCAAUCAUUUAUCGAUGUCUUGACAAACCAAGGAAAGGCGUCCUCUUCUUCCUUCCUCCAGCUAUAUUCCUCCCUAUCCGAAGCUCCCGAUCCCUACCCACUCCUCGAGGCCUCAGUGGAUUCAUUGGUCCUAUCCGAAGAAACCGUUCCGAGGUUAACAUCCGAGCGAGAUCAGUUACAACAAUCAGUCGAUCGUCUGACUAGGCAACAAGAGGAAACGGAGAAGCGCCUCCAGGAGGAGCGGGCCGCGCGGAAGAAGUUGGAAGACAACCAAGAGGCCAGGGCCAAGGAGAUUGAGGCAUCCUGGGAGGCCGUGUUGACGGAGAAGACAAAUAAUUGGGCCGCAAAGGAGAAGAGCUUGGAAGAGAAGGUGGAAAACCAAGAACGGCUGAUCAAGGAACUCAAAGCAAGCUAUGAGGUUUCCCAACGCAUGGGCGAAGACGACGAAAACGACGGGGCUCGCAAUGGUGCGACCGCUGCGGAAUUGGAGCUGGUUUCCUCCGAUUUGGAGAAAACCAGCUUGAGAUUGGCAGAUGUGGAAGCGCGGAAUGAGCAACUACGACUAGAGCUGGCUCAGGCCGUAUCUCACUCCCACCCCGAUCAGCCAACUUCAAUUGAGGAUGAUCCAUCAUACCAACGUCUCCAGUCGGAGAACUCUGCUCUGCUACGCAAGCUGGAUGCUGCACGCUAUGACAAGGACUCGACACGACACACCUGGGAGGGCAAGCUCCACCAGGCGGAGAGAAAUGCAUCAAAGGCUACGGUGGAGAGAGACGAGCUGCGUGCUCGCCUGAAUAAGGUUGCGGACUAUGAUGAAAUUCGCCGAGAACUGGAGAUGAUCAAAUCGAUCGAAUUUACGGCCGGUGAUGAUGACGAGGUGGCCGAGGCUGCGGGCAAGGACAAUGCAGCGAAUACCAAUGGUGACUCUACCAAGGGGAAUAACUCCCUAGAACAACUUUUGCUGGCUCGAAACAAGAAAUUGACGGAUGACCUUACUGUGCUGCGGGUAUCGUCGCGUGACAUUCAAGGUCAACUUGAAGCCAUGCGUGGCGAUCUUUCAGCAACUAAAGCAGAAUUGGAGAAAUCCCGAAGCUUAUCGUCCACUUUGGAGAAUGAUCUGUUGCGUGUACAGCAAGAGGCUGCCAACGCAUUCCCCCCAUCCGCCAUGUCCGUGGCGGGGACCUACUCUUCUCGAUACCCGCAUUCAUCUCGCCGAGGUGCGGCAUCUCCGACGUCGUCGAUUAUAUCUGGCUUUGACCAAAGCGCCGUAUCGGCGAAUACCAUGGAUGCUAUCCGUGCCGGAGAAGCCGUGGGUGGUGGAUCCGGUCUUCUGCCCAUGAUCCAAGCUCAGCGGGAUCGUUUCAAGAAGAAGAAUGCAGAACUUGAAGAGGAACUCUCCAAUCUUUACGUUACUGUCAAAUCCUUGAGGCAAGAGGUCGCGUCACUCCAGAAGGAUAACUUGAGUCUCUAUGAGAAGACUCGAUAUGUUUCCACAUACAGCCGCGGCCAGGGUGCAUCCACCUCUGCUUCCUCAUACGCAAACGCACCCAGCUCUACAUCCGUAUAUAACUCGUCGGACACACCUUCCGGGCUAUCCAUGGAUCGGUACCAGUCGGCGUAUGAGGCCCGGAUCUCUCCAUUUGCUGCCUUCCGAGGUCGUGAGUCGGCGCGUGCAUACAAGCGCAUGAGUCUCCCUGAACGGAUCGUUUUCUCAAUCACUCGCAUUGUCAUGGCGAACCGGACCAGUCGCAAUCUAUUUGCUGGGUACUGCUUUGCACUUCAUAUUCUGCUCUUCGUGGUGCUAUACAUGAUGAGCACAACGGAGAUGGAGAAGCAUACCGCCAUGAGUGCCGUGGGUAGUGCUGCGGCCGCCGCAUAUGCCAACCACGGCAGUGGCAGUGGCAGUGGCAGUGGCAAUAGCCAGCUACAGGCCGAUGACUGGCAGCAAGAGGGGUUCAAUCAAGCAAGCUAA
Penicillium verhagenii is the source of this 2268-nucleotide messenger RNA. RefSeq names its product CCAAT displacement transcription factor COY1. The transcript is spliced from 2 exons. The record is from RefSeq and is a predicted model, not a curated record. Gene Ontology annotation, cellular component: Golgi membrane. Gene Ontology annotation, biological process: intra-Golgi vesicle-mediated transport. Lineage: Eukaryota; Fungi; Ascomycota; Eurotiomycetes; Eurotiales; Aspergillaceae. The coding region runs from base 1 to 2268 and encodes 755 amino acids.